Molecule: messenger RNA, 1551 nt
Organism: Somion occarium
Lineage: Eukaryota; Fungi; Basidiomycota; Agaricomycetes; Polyporales; Cerrenaceae
Source: the annotation of a GenBank genome assembly
AGACACCCAAGAGACACCUCCUCCAAAUCGUCACAAUUGUAUUCCAUCGUUUGAUUGUUUGAAGCAACAAUAUCACCUCAAGUGGACCUUCAAGCAAACCGAAAGGUCACGUGCACCACGCGGUUGACACGGUCUUAGUGCAGUUCGCGUUCUGUUGCCGAUCCUUCACUCUUCACUUUCAGACAUUCCGUAGUCCACAAUGAUGAGACGAUCACAAAGUCUUCGAAAUCAUACAUCCCGUGCAGCCCCCACAGUAGUCGCCGACGACCUUGGUGUUCUGACAGAGACGCCAGAGGAUUCUGGGGAGACCGAUUGGAAGGCACUGUAUCUUCAGGAGAAACGUCUGAAAGAAGAGGCUAUCCGAGAGAGGGAUGAAGGGAAAUCCAAGUAUACCGUUCUGAUGGAGGAAUACCAAGCCCUGAGGAAGGAGAAUAAGAGCAAUGAAAUCCUACUGCAGGGUACACAGAAGGAGAAUAUCAAAUGCAUGUCUGACAUGAAUCGCAUGAACACCCAGCUACAAAAAUAUGAGAGACAACUAGAGCAUCUAGCAGGACCAAAUUGGCGGAUCAACCUGGACCUUCCCAACAUGACCUCUUCACAUGAACAUACAGCCGUUGGUUCGCGUCUCUCCGUCGAUUAUUCCAUUCCAACCAAACGUCCUGCUGCCCCAGAUGACAGUCAGCUCGACCCUGCAAGUCCUGAAGCAGCAAUGGCACAAGUUGAGAAAGUUCGGCUCCUGAUAAUCGGCAUGGAAGAACGAUUGCAGAUGCGAGAAGAGAAGCUCUUGCAGAACAUCAAGAAGGCCGAAGCCGAAGGCACGAAGUUUGAGGAGUUGCGGAAACACGUUAUGACUACUAUGGAUUAAGCGGUUGAAUUUUCUAUCGUCUCGCUCAUUGACACGAUAUCCUUGUUUUGAAUACCUCAGGUACUGUACUAUAGGAAUACCAACGCAUCUUGUACACUGCUCGCAAUAUCAACCAUCGAAUACAUGUAGCCGCCACCACUGUUUUGUCCCGUCUUCAGCCAUUCUCUUCGCGAACUUGGCCCUUAUCUUACGGCAUGCUGUUCCAAGCCAGGCCUUCUCAAUCUUAUUUUCGCGACCCAUUACCCAAGAAAUUUCCGGCCCAAUCCUACUUGCCCUGCCUUUCAAACUACCCCUGAAGAAGUCAGAAGAACUGCGAGUCCAAUUGAAUUCCGAAGUAACACAGGCGAACCCACCCGAUCAUCUCAUCCUACGACCAACACCCACACACGGGUACAGUGUUCAAUCGGCGUAAGUUCUACCGCGGCAGGUAGUGGAAAUUACCCCUCCUGGAGAACAGGAUAGUCAGUUGCGGAUAAAUUAUCUAGGGACCCUUCAAUGAAAACGCCACUCCUCAUGGACGUCCAUGAUGAGCAUUUGCAAUGAGGCAGUUAAUGGGCGGGUCACAUGGUAUAAUCGAGGCAAACAAGGUUCAUUAUUAUCAAACGAUGAGUAGACAAUGCUUCUUAGGGUAUGAAGUGGGCGUAGAGAGCCUUUAGCCUCCAACUCAUUGACAACAAGCACAGUUU